This is a messenger RNA of Drosophila montana, 609 nucleotides long. RefSeq names its product nucleoside diphosphate kinase (gene awd). Bases 16 to 522 code for a protein of 168 amino acids. The transcript has 2 exons. Gene Ontology annotation, biological process: GTP biosynthetic process; UTP biosynthetic process; CTP biosynthetic process. The record is from RefSeq and is a predicted model, not a curated record. Gene Ontology annotation, molecular function: nucleoside diphosphate kinase activity. NCBI's taxonomy places the organism in Eukaryota, Metazoa, Arthropoda, Insecta, Diptera, Drosophilidae.
AACAACUCAACACUGAUGAUUGCUUCUCUCUUGGCAUUUUAUUCCCUAUUCUCAUUCGCAAUGGCCGCCAACAAGGAACGCACUUUCAUCAUGGUUAAGCCCGAUGGAGUCCAAAGAGGACUCGUCGGUAAGAUCAUUGAGCGUUUUGAGCAAAAGGGCUUCAAAUUGGUAGCAAUGAAGUUCGUGUGGGCUCAAAAGGACUUGUUGGAGAAGCACUAUGCUGAUCUGUCUAGCCGCCCCUUCUUCCCCGGUUUGGUCAACUACAUGAACUCCGGUCCAGUGGUUCCCAUGGUGUGGGAGGGCUUAAAUGUGGUCAAGACCGGCCGUCAAAUGUUGGGCGCUACCAACCCAGCUGAUUCCCUGCCUGGCACCAUCCGUGGUGAUUUUUGCAUCCAGGUUGGCCGCAACAUCAUUCAUGGCUCUGACGCUGUCGAGUCCGCCGAAAAGGAGAUUGCUCUGUGGUUCAAUGAGAAGGAGCUAGUUAGCUGGGCUCCAGCCGCCAAGGACUGGAUUUACGAAUAGAUUCAGCAUGCAAGUGCAUGAAUCUGUGCGCCACUCACAUAAGUCUAACAGCGAUUCUUUUAAAGAAUAAAAAUUCCACAUAAUAUA